AAAGCACUACGAAUGUCAAUAGGAGUUCUAUUUCACUAAUCAAACGCAACGGAAAGCCCUCCAGACGAGGAAUCCUUCGGUGUGCGAGUUCCAUUGCAAGUAGUGCGUCGUGAUAUUUCAGUCAUAUGACUGCACGGAUAUUUUUCUAACCCUCGGCGCCUGUGAGACACACGUUUAUCUUUAUUUAUUUUUUGUCUCUGGAGUUCGGGAUCCAGCCCGUGGCAGAGAUUUGUAGACCGGGGGCGGCUGUAAAGUGCCGGCGGAGAUCAAACGCAUCCUGACGCGGAAGGAUACAUCCGCAGCCGUGCGUGCUAAGAGGCGGGUUGCAGCGGCGCGGAGGCUCACAGCGGAGAGCGCGCGACCGCAUUUGGGACUGGGAUCGGCAGCUCGUUCAUACUGCGCUUAGGGGACCCGGUGUCCGAGUGCGGUACCGGCUGACAGCUCUCCUCGUUUCUGCUGGAUCCGAGAAGGACUUUCGCCUCAGCCUAUUUCCUUUGCUCUUUGCGGAUUUUUUUGGGAUCUCAUAUUCCCCCCCAGUGGUGAACAUUCAUUACUAGCCUUGUGUGGAACUGGACGUACUGGAUUCAUUCACCACGGUUUUACUGUAACUAGUACAUUGGUUGGAUAAUAGAGGUAUUCACGGCACUGGAUAGAGCGGCAUAAGUGCAGGAUACUGGACUUUGGGGAGCACGCCGGGGAAAUCUGCUUUUUUGAAACCUUGUGCUGAUUAAUAUGUUGAGAUCCAAGUUUGGUUCCUUCUCUCAUAUUUGCAGUACGACCGGCAUGGACCACAUGCCGGUGAAAAUACAGCUCCAGCCAGUGAAAGCGGAGAAGGAGCCUUUCGAGAAGGUUUACCAGGUUGGUUCCUUGCUGGGGAGCGGGGGUUUCGGGACGGUGUACGCCGGGAGUCGGAUCGCCGACGGCUUGUCGGUCGCAGUUAAGCAUGUGGCCAGGGGGAGAGUAACGGAAUGGGGCUCCAUUAACGGCGUUAUGGUGCCUUUGGAGAUCCUGCUGCUGAAGAAGGUCAGCUCCCCGUUUCGGGGGGUCAUUAAGCUGCUGGACUGGUACGAGCGGCCGGACGGCUGGCUCAUCGUCAUGGAGCGGCCGGAGCCCGUAAAGGACCUGUUCGACUUCAUCACUGAGAAGGGCGCUUUGGACGAGGAAACGGCCCGUGGGUUCUUCGGCCAGGUGCUGGAGGCGGUGCGCCACUGCUACGGCUGCGGGGUGGUGCACCGCGACAUCAAGGACGAGAACCUGCUGGUGGACCUGCGCAGCGGGGACAUCAAGCUCAUCGACUUCGGAUCAGGGGCGAUCCUCAAGGACACCGUGUACACAGAUUACGACGGUACAAGGGUAUACAGUCCGCCAGAAUGGAUCCGCUACCAUAGAUACCAUGGCCGCUCGGCGACGGUGUGGUCCUUAGGCGUGCUCCUGUACGACAUGGUGUGUGGAGACAUCCCGUUCGAGCACGACGAGGAGAUCCUGCGGGGACACUUGUUCUUCAGGAGACGCAUCUCUGCUGAGUGCCGGCAGCUGAUUGAGCGGUGCCUCUCGCAGCGGCCGUCGGAGCGGCCCACGUUGGAGCAGAUCCUGGACCAUCCGUGGAUGCGCACCUCGCAGGCUCCUGAGAGCCCCGAAUGCGCCAUCACGCUGCACAGCAUCGAGGCCGACGCCUCCAGCACCAGCUCCAGCAAGGAGAGCCUUUGAGGGCCCGGGGGGCUUCCUCUUCCUUUGGACAUUUUUAUUUUUAUAUCUUACUGUUCCUCAUUGGGAACACCUAUUGAUUAGGUGCUCUGACCAGCAUUUACGUUUGAAACUUAAGGGUUUAUUAUUAUUAUUACUAUUUUAUUAUUUUAUUGUCUAAAUGUACAAUUUAUUGACCCUCAUUCAGACACGCUGGCUGCUCUCAUAGAGCCUGGACUGAUUUUAAUGUCUUCAUUUUGAGUGCCUUUUUUUAUAGACUACUUUCGUGGAGGUUUCUCUUUUUAUUGCCGUGUGUGUCUAAUGCCAGGCGUGACGUCCAUGAUGGAUACUUGAAUACCCACUUGCUCUCGCUGUGGCCCCCCCCCAUACUUUACUCGCCCCGUCAUCCUGAGCAGGUGUUUGGGAUUGGGUUCCUGUGUUAGUUGUGCUUCUUUCAUGAUUUUUUUGCUGAGGGCUCCAUGCUGCCCUCUGGUGGUGGUGGUGGCUGCAUUUCCCUUUUUAAGACGCACCCCUCCCCCAUUUCACUGCAGAUCCCAUGUGUCCCUUGCCUGGGUCCCACCGGGACCUUGGCUUUUAUAAUGCACAAUCAAUGCAAUGUCUGUCUGUAUUUAAAGAUGUUUUUCCCCUAUAUUUAUAUGUAUUAGAUAUUCCAUACAUGGUAUUUAUUUAUUUAUUUAGUUUCAUCUUAAAAUCCCCUGGCAUGUCUUCAUUGUGUCUGUUCAUUCCUCAUAUAAUGCUGUGUGUGCGUGCGAUUGUGUUUUACAAGGACCUUUAUUUCAUAACAAUAACUUUGCUGAUGCACUGACAGGAGAUGUCUGAAAAAAAAAUUGAGAGAGAGAGAGAUGAAUGUGUUCCCGCCCCUUUCCUGUGAUGUUUCUUCAAAUGUAAUGUUUUGGUCUAAAUUUGAAUGGGUGUGACCUCCAUUCAUGGACUCUUACACAGCGAGGUUUGUUUGGAUGGAGGGAGCAUUAAUCGCGUUCAAUACAACCUGGUCCCCCUCCCAGUGUAGGAGUGUGAAAUGUGACAAAAGGAGGAGAACUUAUUUUUAUACAAACGUUUCAAUAAAAGCUUUUUUCAUGUUA
This is a messenger RNA of Brienomyrus brachyistius, 2786 nucleotides long. RefSeq names its product serine/threonine-protein kinase pim-3-like. Gene Ontology annotation, biological process: regulation of mitotic cell cycle; negative regulation of apoptotic process; protein autophosphorylation. NCBI's taxonomy places the organism in Eukaryota, Metazoa, Chordata, Actinopteri, Osteoglossiformes, Mormyridae. Bases 733 to 1707 code for a protein of 324 amino acids. The record is from RefSeq and is a predicted model, not a curated record. Gene Ontology annotation, molecular function: ATP binding; protein serine/threonine kinase activity. Gene Ontology annotation, cellular component: cytoplasm. The transcript has 6 exons.